CCUCUCUCUCUCUCUCUCUCUCUCUCUCUCUGUGCAAUCUCUAAAACUGUAGGCAUACAUUAGAGUUGUCGUUUUCUAUGGCUUAGUCAAAAAUCUUUUUACCAAACCACAUUGGUCACUUUCGAGUUUGUGGCCUAUUUAUCUGCUCUUUUGGCCUUCUUUGCCAUUUGGGUUUCGGAUUUCAAGCUCCAAAUUUUGAAUUUGGGGAUGUGGGUUUUGGUUGUACUUGCUUAGUAGGAACUUUCACGGAAAGGGAUUAGGCAGGUAUUCAUAGUUCAUAGUCUGCUUUAUGGUCACAAAUGGCAACAUCCACUCUCCCUAUUCCUCGAGAAGUGAAACAUUUUGAUGAGAUUUCUAUGCGUCAGAGUUUGCUCUUUACUGAGAGUCUUAAGGAUUUGAAGAAUUUGAGGUCACAAUUAUACUCCGCUGCAGAGUAUUUUGAGUUGUCUUAUACAAACGAUGACCAAAAACAGAUAGUGGUGGAGACAUUGAAAGACUAUGCCAUUAAAGCUCUUGUAAAUACGGUGGACCAUUUGGGUUCUGUAAGCUAUAAAGUUAAUGAUAUCUUGGAUGAGAAGGUGGAUGAAGUUUCUGGAACAGAACUUCGUGUUUCUUGCAUUGAACAGCGGCUAAGGACAUGCCAAGAAUAUAUUGAUCAUGAAGGCAUUACCCAACAGUCGCUGGUGAUAAACACUCCAAAGUACCAUAAACGGUACAUAUUGCCAGCUGGUGAAACCAUGCGGGGAGCCAACCGCACUAAAUCAAAAUAUCUAGGGUGCAGCCUAGAUGAUGAAGAUGACUGGCACCAAUUUAAAAAUGCUGUUCGAGCUACAAUUAGAGAAACCCAAACCCCCACAUCUACAGUCAGUAAAGGGCUUUCUCCAUCUCCUUCACCAAGAGCAACACAGCGACCUGGAGUAUUUUCUUUUACUGCUACCAUGCCAAAAAAAGAAUUAGAGAAACGAUCAAUUUCACCGCACCGGUUUCCACUUCUGCGUUCUGGAUCUCUCUCAAGUAGGCCAAUGACCCCCAACUCAAGUAGGCCAACCACACCGAACUCAAGUAGGCCAACCACUCCAAAUCCUUCUUCUAAUGCAAGACGGCGGUAUCCUUCUGAGCCUCGGAAAUCAGCUUCCAUGCGAUUACACGCUGAAAAAGAAAAUGCCAAAGAGGUUGAUCAGUUUCCCAGCAAAAGUAAACGUCUUCUCAAGGCCUUGCUUAGCAGACGCAAAUCAAAGAAAGAUGACAUGCUCUACACAUACUUGGACGAAUACUAAGAAAAUAGACGAUGUUGAAAGAAAAAGAAGCUACUGAAGCAGGAAAAAGUUUUUGCUUUCGGCUUUACUCUUUGAUGAUACACAUUUUGUACUACUUCUGAGUGAUAGAUUUACAGUAUAAAGUACGUGCUUUCCUUUCGAUUAACAAUUAUAUAUAUAUAUAUAUAUAUAUAUGAGAUUAUCAUGUAUUAUUAUA
Molecule: messenger RNA, 1473 nt
Organism: Ziziphus jujuba (common jujube)
Lineage: Eukaryota; Viridiplantae; Streptophyta; Magnoliopsida; Rosales; Rhamnaceae
Product: protein ABIL2
Exons: 10
Coding region: 300-1277 (325 amino acids)
Source: RefSeq, a predicted model, not a curated record